UCUAUUUCUCGUGUCAACCUCACUCUACUCAUUCCUUUCCGCUCCUUGGUGGCUUGACUCCUUCUUCACACAACCAAACCUCUAAUUACCACCGGAUCCCUUCCAGGGCAUCACGACGCUAAUUGACCUCACAAUUACUUCUUAUAACCAUUGAACUUGUUACUGAAAUAAGAAGAGUAUGACGAACUACGAGAUCGUCUAUGCCGUUCAUAAUUUUGAAGCCGAAAAUGAAGACGAAAUUGCAUUCGGAAUCGGAGAACCCAUUCAAGUUCUCGAGAGAGAUGAAAAGUACCAUGAUGGCUGGUGGCAGGGCCGUAACCCGAAUGGUGAAGUUGGACUUUUUCCAAUGAGCUACACCUCACCAAACAAACCAAAAACGCUACACGCUCCUUCAAGUAAUUCCGGAGUAUCUAGCUCGUCUCGGCAUACAUCCACCGGAAGCAAUCAGAGCAACAAAACAAGUUCGGCAUUUGAUAUGGACGGCUUAUUUGAACCAAGUCUACCAACCCCAAAAAUCCCAAUAGAACAAAAUUAUCCACCUGCCCUUGUAUCUUCCCGCUCAGCACCAACUAAUUCCAACAUACGACGCCCGAGUUUACCAGACGAAUCUGCAGGUCGACUACCAACCAUCCCAGCAGCAGCACCAGCAGUACCAGCAGUACCAGCAGCAUCAUCAUCAAUAGCACUAACCUUUGACGAAAAAUUAGAAGACUGGGAUGUGGAACAGGUUGCGAACUGGCUUAUCGUGGUUGGCCUAGGCAUGGUGGCUGAUCUCUUUAUAGAACAGGAAAUCACUGGUGACAUCCUGCUGGAUUUAACCAUCGAUUCACUAAAAGAGCUUGGGAUUACCACCUAUGGAAAGCGCUACAAAGUUAUGAACGCAAUCAAUAAGCUAAAAAACAAACAAUCAAUUGGAGAAACCCACGAGUCCACUAGCCUUAACGGACCCGCAAUGUCUUCCUCAACUUCCUCUCCGUCCUCUUCUUCUUUACAACCCCAACCGCUGCCGAGAACCUCUCUGUCUACAGGAAACAUCCCACCUCCACCCCCACCCCCACACUCUCUUCCACCUUCUCUUCCACCUGCAGCUCCGAGCGCGUACCCAAACAAUCUCUCUCAAAGCAACUCUUCAGAAAGUGAUGGUUUGUAUCAGUAUCCUCGCAAGGCACCUCUUCCGCCGCUGGCCGGCGCCAUGGGGGACUCUGAUUCCAACAAUCAUCGCCUCUCACCUCUUUUCCAGUCCGGAGAAGGCGUCAGGCCACCCUCUUUCCAAAGCAUGAACUCAGGCUCAAAUGUCAGUCGCACCAAUACUUUCAACACCACCUCCUCAAAAAAAUCUAGUGUUUCUUCCGGAACUGUCCGAAGUCAUGAAAGACCUCUAGAUCUGUUUGGAAAACAUCCCGCAUCACGUCUCAAUUCAAUGAACAAGGCUAGAACAGACCCCUUUGAUGUCGGUGUCUUCCCUACACCCUCCAAAAGUACUCCUUCUCAUGGUUCACCCAAUACUUCACGAUCUUUCUCGAUUCACUCAAUUUCAAGUAAGCAUGACAAGCAGGCUGAUUUUGCUCUUUCAGUCGAUCCGCUUGUCGCUGGACGACCAUCGCUCGAUGGUAAUUCUAAAGUGCCUGAGCAUGAAGGGUGGCUUUACAAACAGUCCGAUCGCUACAGAACUUGGAACAAACGUUGGUUUGUACUCAAAGGUGCCAAUCUGUUUUACUUCAAGGGACCAAAGGAUGUACGUAUGAAAGGCAUAAUUAAUUUGAGAGGAUACCGAAUCAUUGUCGAUGCAACUAUACAUGCUGGAAAGUACAGCUUUAAAGCACAACACGAGCGAGAACGAACAUUCUUUUUCUACACAGAUGCCAAAGAUUCUAUGCGUGCAUGGAUCCAAAUGCUGAUGAAGGCUACUAUUACCCGUGACUUGAGUGCACCUGUCAUGUCUUCGAACCAUGUUUCUACCAUUCCACUUGACGUUGCGCGUAGAAUGAGGCCUCGUCCACCUUCAGUUAUUAUGUAUAAACCACAGAAGCCUAAGCAAGAUGCUAAGAUGGAAAUGCUAGAGGAAGAGGAAGAAACAACCUUGGGACCCAUGGCGAUUGAAGACGAUCCAUCUGUUGGACUGCAAUACCGUCAAACUCGCGAGUCUGGAGUAACAGUGUACCCACACCACCUGAGCGGGGGUGAGAUUCCCGAGGUACCAGAUCUCUACCAGAAAUAUAGACCCGAAAGCAAAUCCGAAACCAAGCAAGAAAAAGUGGCAGUAUUAGGUGACGAAGAUGAAGAUCUUAUUGACCCUCAUCAUCGACAACUCCGAGUCUCUUCAUCAAGCGAUAAAAGUUCAUCGCACUCGUCAUUCUCAGCAACCGAUUUCCCCAAACCAUGGACUCGGGCACAGUACAUUGAGUGGGUCAAUCAGCACUUGCCUGCUGGCAAGCAUGUGGUGGAAUUGACUAGCGCCUUCCGUAAUGGAGAUGCACUUGUGCUCUUACUCGAGUCCCUGAGCCACAAAGUUGUUCGGAGGGCACCUACACAAAAGGGUGGAUCUGUAAGCAUGCAGAUGCUCGAUACCAUUGUAGCAGCCUUUAAAUUUAUGGGACGUGAGGGCGUUGUUGUUGACGGACGUUACACUAUCAAAGAUGUAUUUGGUGGAAACGAAAGAAAAAUUAUGGACAUGCUUGAUGCCAUUAAACUAUGGGCAGAGAACAAUGACUUUAGUAGCGUUGCAACCAACGAACCAGCAGAGAAAACACCCGGUUGGUCAGAAUCUGGAAUGCUAGACCAGAGACUUGCAACAGCCAACAGAGCCGAACAAGCUUUACGGCGCUCGAUGUUUGAAGAAGAACACGAACCGAUUAUAUUUUGAUCAUAAAAAAAAACAAAAAAAAGCACAUACACACAUACACAAGACACUUCUUAUUCAUAUUAUUCUUCUUGUACUUCUUUAUUAUCCAUUCUUAUUUAAUCAUUUAACAUUUUACAAACAAGUAUUAUAUUUCAUUGGCCUUUU
This is a messenger RNA of Phycomyces blakesleeanus NRRL 1555(-), 3007 nucleotides long. RefSeq lists its product as hypothetical. Lineage: Eukaryota; Fungi; Mucoromycota; Mucoromycetes; Mucorales; Phycomycetaceae. Gene Ontology annotation, molecular function: protein binding. The transcript has 8 exons. The record is from RefSeq and is a predicted model, not a curated record. The coding region runs from base 179 to 2863 and encodes 894 amino acids.